Molecule: messenger RNA, 1231 nt
Organism: Geodia barretti
Lineage: Eukaryota; Metazoa; Porifera; Demospongiae; Tetractinellida; Geodiidae
Source: the annotation of a GenBank genome assembly
UAAAGCGCAGCAUCCUCGUGGAAAACAACGCGUCGCCUCCAGUAAAUGCCGAAGAGAAAAGAAAGGCCGACUGAUAUUCCAGACCAGCGCCCUACAUCGAAGUUGCGCAAGAAAGAUUCGACCCGAGAUCGGUCUAAACAUGGUAAAAGGAAAGUUCCUCGCCCGGCGUCAUCUGCUGAACCGCGUCAGCCGCAGAAGAAGCUGAAUGGAGUCUCUUCAAACUGGAAAACGCUCAGUAAGUCCCUGGGCAUCUCCUGUGAAAGAAAACAGAGUAUGAAGAGUUCCAGUGGUGGCAACGGUAGGAAGGGAGCAGAGGGGAAAUCUGGAGGAGGGGGCGGGGCAGAGAAGGAGGUCUGGUUUGAUGAUAUUCCUCUGGAGUGUGUUGAUGGGGACCUGGUGCCCAAACCACCUGAGCAUGAGACUCGCUCUGUGUCACUGGUGGCCGGGAAUGAUAAGAGUGCAGGCAGAUACGUUGCUCUAGACUGUGAGAUGGUUGGAACUGGUCCCGGCGGCUCCUUCAGUAUGGUGGCCUGUGUUUGCCUCGUCAAUCACCACGGCAACGUCCUCCUCGAUACCUUUGUGGCCCCCAUGGACAGAGUGACCGACUACCGCACUGCCAUCAGUGGAGUGUCUGCCAAAGACCUGCGUGGAGCUCCAGAGUUCAAAUCGGUGCAGAAACAGGUCAGUGAUAUCCUCGAAGACAGGAUUCUGGUCGGCCAUUCUCUCCAGAAUGAUCUUAAGGCCCUCCUGCUGUCUCAUCCAAAGAGAAACACACGAGACACAUCAAAGUACAGGCCUUUCAAGAAGAUUGCUCAGGUUUAACAAAUUUUCGGUAUUGGUUAUCAUAACUAAGAAUGGUCUGAAAUAUUCACGGCAUGCAAGGCGAUGCGUACACGUGACAGAUCAUGAAUUUUGCAUGCUGCUGUUGUGUUUACAGACCCGCUACCCGAGUCUCAAGAAGCUGGCAAAGGAGAUACUGGGCCUCGACAUUCAGAGCAGAGAGCACAGCCCAGUGGAGGAUGCUCGAGUGGCAAUGAAGCUGUACCAGCUGCACAGAAAAGACUGGGAGGCUUCUGUCAAGACGAGACUCACCAGGAGGGAGAUUGUCGAGAGAAGGAGGGAGAUGAGGAGAAGGGAAGGGAGUACAGAUGGAGGAAUACAGAAAUUUACGCCAAGUCAAACUCGUGUAUUAGAAAAACCGUUCAAUGUUGUCCUGCAUACGAAAGAUUGA